Molecule: messenger RNA, 1643 nt
Organism: Papaver somniferum (opium poppy)
Lineage: Eukaryota; Viridiplantae; Streptophyta; Magnoliopsida; Ranunculales; Papaveraceae
Product: probable receptor-like serine/threonine-protein kinase At5g57670
Exons: 8
Coding region: 231-1379 (382 amino acids)
Biological process (GO): protein phosphorylation
Molecular function (GO): ATP binding; protein kinase activity
Source: RefSeq, a predicted model, not a curated record
AGCAAACAAAAUGUUUGGUUAAAAUCAAAUCCAAAUGUAAAGUCAUACACUCUCACUCAUUCAUGCCCCUUCACAAAUCUUAACUACCCUAACUUACUUUACCCAUUAUUACUUGCUAAAACACACAACAAAACAUAUCUUCUCCUGUUUUCAUCAUAUAGAAGAGAAUUUGUUACCUUCCUCUCGUUGUUCAUCACCAUCGGCAACAGGAAGAAAAGACUAAACCAAGAAUGAAGCUUCUGAGAAUGAGAAGCUUGAAACAUUUAUUUUCUUCCUCGAAACUAGCAGUAGAAGAUAAUCCUACUAGUAGUAGUCAUCAUUCUUCUGUUCAUGAAAAUGAAAUGAAGAAUGAAACCAAGUCUAUAUUUCAAAAACCCACUUGGAAAUGUUUCUCUUUCGAUGAAAUCUAUGAUGCAACUAAUGGUUUCACUAAAGAGAACUUGGUCGGGAGAGGUGGGUAUGCUGAAGUGUACAGAGGAGUUAUGAAAAAUGGGGAAGUGAUUGCUAUUAAGAGAUUAACAAAGGCUUCAACUGAUGAAAGAAAAGAGAAAGAAUUUCUACAAGAGAUUGGUACAAUUGGUCAUGUUCAUCACCCAAAUGUAUCUUCGUUGCUGGGUUGUUGUCUUGAUAAUGGACUUUAUCUUAUCUUUGCAUUCUCAUUACAUGGUUCUGUUGCUUCCGCUUUUCAUGACGAGAAUUCGCCAUUAAUGAGUUGGAAAACAAGGUAUAAAAUCGCAAUUGGAACGGCACGAGGUCUACAUUAUUUGCAUAAAGGGUGUCAAAGAAGAAUAAUCCAUAGAGAUAUCAAAUCCUCUAAUGUUCUACUCACUGCUGAUUAUGAGCCUCAGAUUUCAGAUUUUGGGUUGGCGAAAUGGCUUCCAUCUCAAUGGACUCAUCACUCUGUAGUACCAAUUGAAGGAACAUUUGGAUGCUUAGCACCAGAGUAUUUCAUGCAUGGUAUUGUUGAUGAAAAGACUGAUGUUUUUGCAUUCGGAGUUUUCUUAUUAGAGAUUAUAUCCGGGCGAAAGCCGGUUGAUGGGUCUCACCAAAGCUUACUUAGCUGGGCCAAACCAAGAUUGUUGAGUGAAGGUGAACUAGGAAAACUAAUAGAUCCAAGACUUGAAGGGGACUAUGAUAUCACACAGUUGAAGAGAGUUGCUUUCGCGGCAUCACUGUGCGUCCGGACAUCGGCUCUAUGGCGUCCUACCAUGAGUGAGGUAUUGGAAGUAAUGGUGGAUGGAGAAAUGACCAAGGAGAGUUGGAACUUGCCAGAGGAAGUGGAGGAGGAAGAGUUUUGGGGUUUUGAUGAUCUAGAAUGUGAAUUUGACAGUCCAGACUCAACCUCGCCUCUUAAUUCGAUCUCUUCGAGGAGUUCUUAAAUCCGGCCGGUGCCUACGUCGUUCUAUAGUACUUAUUUUUGAUCUGUGGUGGUGGUACAUUGCUCUCAGUCGACGUGGUUACGUAUUAAUAAUAAUAAUGGCGCUUAUUGUGUCAAACCAUGUACAUAGCAGUAUACUUACAUAAGCAAGUGUUAUAUCUGUAUACAGUCGAUUACAUAAAAGAAGUUGGAAGUGUUGUGAUACCAAAUGGCUCGUAUCUUCGUACCAAGAAAAUAGAAGUGAUCUUAUUUGGUCCCCCUUUUA